Ailuropoda melanoleuca (giant panda) is the source of this 1632-nucleotide messenger RNA. It is a transcript of the gene UNKL, whose product is annotated as unk like zinc finger. Gene Ontology annotation, molecular function: metal ion binding. The transcript has 13 exons. Lineage: Eukaryota; Metazoa; Chordata; Mammalia; Carnivora; Ursidae. The record is from RefSeq and is a predicted model, not a curated record. The coding region runs from base 1 to 1632 and encodes 543 amino acids.
AUGAUUGCCUGCGAUUGGGGUUGGGGCACCCUGGCUUGCGGGGUCCGGUCCCCGCCCACGAGUCCCCGAGGCCGCCCGCCGGCGGCGGUGGCGGCGGAAGCGACCCGCAACGCUGUUUGUCUUUUUAGGUAUCUAAAGGAGUUUAGGACAGAGCAGUGCGCCCUGUUUGUGCAGCACAAGUGCGCCCAGCACAGGCCAUUUACCUGUUUCCAUUGGCAUUUCCUAAAUCAGCGUCGGCGCAGACCGCUCCGCAGGCGGGACGGCACCUUCAACUACAGCCCGGACGUGUACUGCUCCAAGUACGACGAGGCCAGCGGCGUGUGCCCCGACGGCGACGAGUGUCCGUACCUGCACCGGACGACCGGGGAUACGGAGCGCAAGUACCACCUGCGCUACUACAAGACGGGCACGUGCAUCCACGAGACGGACGCCCGGGGCCACUGCGUGAAGAACGGGCUGCACUGCGCCUUUGCACACGGCCCGCUGGACCUGCGGCCGCCCGUGUGCGACAUCAGGGAGCUACAGGCACAGGAAGUCUGGCAGAACGGCCAGCUCUGCGGUGUGGAUGGCAUCCCUGACCUGCAGCCCGGGGUCCUGGCCAGCCAGGCCAUGAUUGAGAAGAUCCUGGGUGAGGACCCCCGGUGGCAAGACACCGACUUUGUGCUGGGCAGCUACAAGACGGAGCAGUGCCCAAAGCCUCCGCGGCUGUGUCGCCAGGGCUACGCGUGUCCUCACUACCACAACAGCAGGGACCGACGGCGAAAUCCCAGGAGGUUCCAGUACAGGUCCACCCCGUGUCCCAGCGUGAAGCACGGUGACGAGUGGGGCGAGCCCGCAAGGUGUGACAGCGGGGACAGCUGUCAGUACUGCCAUUCCCGCGCGGAGCAGCAGUUCCACCCCGAGAUCUACAAGUCCACCAGGUGCAACGACAUGCGGCAGACCGGCUGCUGCCCGCGGGGCCCCUUCUGCGCCUUCGCCCACGCGGACAAGAGCCUCGGGAUGGCCAACGGCUGGGGCUGCCGAGACCUGGCCCCCGCCCCUGCCAGCAGCUCCGCGGCCAGCAGCGGCCAGCCCGCACACGCAAAGCGGCGAGAGUCCCCUGCCGAGGGCAGCCACAGGGCCGGCGAGCAGGACAGCAAGCAGAACCACCUGUCAGUGUCCACGGUGGCUCACCCGCUCGCCCCCAGCGUGGGUUCCAGCGUGGCGUCCAGCCUGGCGUCCAGCGCCGGCUCCGGCAGCUCCUCCCCGACCGCCCUGCCCACCCUCCCGGCCCGCGCCCACCCGCUCGAGCCCCCCGGCGGUGCUGCCGAGCCCGCCCCAGGUUCUGUGCCGGGUCUUCAGCUCCGUGACGUCGGCCUCACAGCCCUAGACCGAGAGCUGGAGGAGCGUGACAGCGGCGACCUGGGCCCAACAGGUCCAAGGUCACUGGGGGGCUCGGCCCCCGUCACCAUCCCGGGCUGCCUGCCCCGCUCCCCAUCCCUGCACUCGUCCUCAUCGCUGUCCACCUCCCCGCUCAGCUCGCUCUCCCAGUCCCUGUCGGGGCCUCUCGUCUCCUCGGCCAUGACGCCCCCCCAGCAGCCCUGCGGCACGGGCGACAGCCAGACCCCGACUCCUGCCACGUUCAGGAAGUAG